This is a messenger RNA of Orussus abietinus, 1304 nucleotides long. It is a transcript of the gene Arv1, whose product is annotated as protein ARV1. Gene Ontology annotation, biological process: sterol metabolic process; regulation of plasma membrane sterol distribution; intracellular sterol transport. The transcript is spliced from 6 exons. NCBI's taxonomy places the organism in Eukaryota, Metazoa, Arthropoda, Insecta, Hymenoptera, Orussidae. Gene Ontology annotation, cellular component: Golgi apparatus; cortical endoplasmic reticulum. The record is from RefSeq and is a predicted model, not a curated record. Bases 557 to 1282 code for a protein of 241 amino acids.
CUCGCGUCUUAUUAGGUUAUGAUAACCUGAAAGUGAUUGUCCAUUUGCGGUACGGAAUUUCACGGUAUUUUGUAAAUACUACGAUUUAAUGACACGGUUUAAUGCAAUUUAUUAGAUUCUCGGAUUUUAUUUAACAAGAUAAGGAAGUUUUCAUGAUUUCUGUAAUUCACGGAAAUGACUGAAUUAUAUAAAGACAUUCUAAGUGAUCCAGCCGGUAGAGUACUUUCACUCCGAGGCCUUGUGGUGUCCUCGUAUUAUUGAAUCGUAUGCUAAGGAAGCUAAUUCUACGUUAGGCCUUGCUGAGCCUCGUGUACAUAGAACUGGCUAGUCAUAAAUAGUUAUGUAAUUCGUAAUAUCGAUCAAGAAGCUGAUUUCUUAAACAAUCCACCUAAGAGAACAAUUGUAUUAUAUUUUUAGAUACAUACCAUAAAAUGUACAGUCAUUAAUCCUAGGUGAGCUCGUUAAAAUUCAUUAUGCAAGAGAUUAUGCAACCAGGAUAAUAUUUUACCCCGUAAUGGCAACACUUCGCUGCAGAUAGACCACUCGACACUUCGCUAUGUACACUUGCAUUAAUUGUGGGACCGAGCUGGGAGAACUGUACAGGAGAUACAGCCCGAGUGUCUUGAAAGUCUUGAAAUGUGAGAAAUGCGGAGCUUUGGCGGACAAGUACAUAGAGUAUGACCCUGCGAUAGUGUUGGUUGACCUGGUGCUGUUGGAAAAGCCUGCCUACAGACAUCUUUUGUACAACAGUGGCUUCAAAUCCUACUGGAAAUUACUGAUAGCUCUGUUAUUAGGGGAAUCCUUCAGAAUAUGGUACACCGUAGACUCUAAUGACCCCGAAUCCUUCGCAGCUCAUUCGAUGGGCCAUAACGAUGGGUUCAAGAGAGAGGAGAACUUUUACGUUCUGCUCGUGCAUACCGCACUUUCCCUGGGAGCAUUCGUAUGCACCGUAAUAGGCAUGACGGAGGUGCGAUGGUUAAUUAUGGGACGAAAGCCCAGAAAAUACAAGGCGACCGAUUUGGGACGAGCUCUGAUCGUUGGUGGCUUCGCCAAGUUGCUCGGCUUGCUGGGAAUCAUUUGGAGGCACACCUCGCCGGAUCUUCAUUACGCCCUUAUACACGGAUACACCGUCUUGUGUCUCUUAACAGCAUACUCGGUCGUUUGCGAAAGUGGAAGAGGCGGAUCGUUGGUCGGCCUGACCGGCGGGCUCUUAGCCCAUACGUACGUCUCUACUAACGCGGUCGGACUAUCGCCAGCGAUUUUCAACGUUUCAUUGACUUGAGAGGUCAGACCACGCCCGUCAG